Molecule: messenger RNA, 891 nt
Organism: Maudiozyma barnettii
Lineage: Eukaryota; Fungi; Ascomycota; Saccharomycetes; Saccharomycetales; Saccharomycetaceae
Gene: AYR1
Product: acylglycerone-phosphate reductase
Exons: 1
Coding region: 1-891 (296 amino acids)
Biological process (GO): phosphatidic acid biosynthetic process; triglyceride catabolic process
Cellular component (GO): endoplasmic reticulum; lipid droplet
Molecular function (GO): triacylglycerol lipase activity; acylglycerone-phosphate reductase (NADP+) activity
Source: RefSeq, a predicted model, not a curated record
AUGUCCACUUCAUCCAAAAAAAUUGCAAUUGUUACCGGUGCAUCUUCUGGUAUUGGGUAUGCUAUUACCAAGGAAUUAGCUGAACACAACUACAUUGUCUAUGCUUGUGCUAGAAGAUUAGAACCAAUCCAACCACUAGUUGAUGAAUUUUCAACUUCGAUCAUCAAACCAUAUAAGCUUGAUAUUUCAAACAUUGAUGAAGUUGUUGAAUUAAAAGAAUUUUUGGCUAAAGAAUUACCAAGUCAAAAAUUGCAUCUCCUUUAUAACAAUGCAGGUCAAAGUUGCACAUUCCCAGCUUUAGAUGUUUCCGAUGCUAACAUGCAAAAAUGUUUCCAAGUUAAUGUUUUUGGUCACGUCAAUAUGUGUCGAGAAUUAUCUAAAUAUUUGAUUAACGCUAAAGGUACUAUCGUAUUCACAGGUUCAUUAGCAGGUAUAAUAUCGUUCCCAUUUGGCUCUAUUUAUUCAUCAACAAAGGCAGCUAUCCAUGCGUAUGCUAGAGGAUUACAUUUAGAAAUGAAACCAUUUGGUGUACGUAUCAUCAACGCAGUCACUGGUGGUGUCGAUACAAACAUUGCUGACACCAGACCACUACCUGAAGGUUCAAUUUAUGGAUUUCCUGAAGGUCAAGAAGCCUUUGAAUCUAGACAACGUAUGGCAAAAAAUCAUCAUCCAAUGCCAGCUGAAGUAUAUGCCAAGAAGUUAAUGGGAGAUAUAUUAAGUUCCAAGGAUCCUGUAGAUGUCUAUAGGGGAUCGAUGGCUACAUUUCUAGGGUUUGUUUCUUUAUUUGUUCCUUAUUUUAUCUUAGAGUUUGCAUUAAUUAAGAAAUUUCAUCUAACGAAAGUCUUUAAGGUAUUAAAGGACAAAAAUGUAGAAAGUAAAAAAAAAGAUUAA